This is a messenger RNA of Bradysia coprophila, 1054 nucleotides long. RefSeq lists its product as uncharacterized. NCBI's taxonomy places the organism in Eukaryota, Metazoa, Arthropoda, Insecta, Diptera, Sciaridae. The record is from RefSeq and is a predicted model, not a curated record.
CCAUAAUACACUUAACUGAUGUGCAGAUUUGUUUAAGCUGGUCUGCUCGAGUUGAGCUGAUGAUAGAGUUAAAAAAUAAGUAAGAAAAAUCAACGUAACUCUAAUAAAGAAGGUGAUAUUUAGUUAAGUGGAAUUUUGUGUUUGAGACUGAAACAUAUUUCCAUUUUCUUUUGGUGCCGCUAAGUUUGAUUUUAUUGCAAUAAGUGAUUAAAGAUUGCAACAAAUUUACAUUUGUGAGGGCAUUGACCGAUACAAAGUGCAGCAUAUUUACGUUUGUGAAAACAUCGACCGAGUAUCUCCACUAUAACAAUGUCGCGACGUCAGCAUCAUCGACGAAUUCCCCAUUCUUCAUCAUUAGAAGGUAAUGAUUUUAACCGUGCGAGGGAUGACGAUGACGAUUUGGAUGUGGAUCUGGAUCUGCGUGAUAUUCCUGGUCAAAUCGAAAAAGAGGUUCGAUACAUUGAACGCAACAAGGACCGUUCAGCCAAUAUCGAUGCCGACUCUUUAUAUGCAGAUAAAGGAAGUGGAACACGAGUCGGUCGAUGGAGUGGUCGUCGAAAUGCUGGCGAAUCAUUUGAGGCCGGACUUCUUUCGACAACAGCAGAAGCUAGUCUAUACGAACACGAAAUGAACGUGGGACGCUUCAAUAUUGGUGUUGUUGAUGACAGUGAUCAGAAAGGUGUUGAAGCCGCAGCUUCAGCUGUAUCUAUUUGCCAGCGCAUCGGACCGACAAAAGUACAAUGCAAUGCAUUAAGUGCUGCAUAUGAGUUGGGAGCUGGCCGAAACACAGGAGGAUUUGUUCGCGGUAGUCUUGCUUCUGCUGGUGUUAGUUGUGGGCCAGUCGGUGCUAACAUUGGAGUUGGAUUUGAUACGGGAGCACGUGUGGGAGCAGAAGGAGUCGAAGUUCGUGCGUUGGGAACAGGCUUCAUGAUCGAUAGAAACGAAGGAGUUGAGGUGUCAUUUUUUGGAACGUCUCUAAAAUUCAAACCUUGGUGAUGAUAUGAAUCGAUGUGAAUUUGAUUGAAAAUAAAUCGAAUGGACGAAGAAAACGUCA